GAUGGCAGUGGUGUGGAGCCUCCCAGUGCCACAGUGCUGCCUGCUGCUGUUGCUGUCCCUGCUGGCCGUGCUACACAUAGGCAAGCACUUACUGCUGCAACGGCAGCAGCAGAGAUGCCGGGAGCCACCGGGCCCCUUCGCAUGGCCUUUGAUCGGCAAUGCGGCACAGCUGGGCAGCACACCACACCUGGCCUUCACUCGCCUGGCCCAAGCCUACGGUGAUAUCUUCCAGCUGCGCCUGGGCGCCUGGCACGUCGUGGUUCUGAAUGGUGAGCAAGCCAUCCGGCAGGCACUGGUGCGCCAGGGUGCCACCUUUGCAGGGCGCCCUCCCUUUCCGUCCUUCCAGCUGGUGUCAGGCGGGCGCAGCCUGGCUUUCAGCACCUAUUCUGAGCUGUGGCAGUUGCACCGGCGGGUGGCGCAGGGCAUGGUGCGCUCCUUCUCCACAGGUGGUGCUGGGGCCCGCCACCGCCUCGAGCGGCACCUGCUGGCUGAGGCCCGGGCACUGCUGCGGCUACUGGCAUGGGGCAGCUCAGGUGGUGCCUUUGUGGACCCAACGCGGAGCCUGGUGGUGGCAGUAGCCAACGUGAUGAGUGCGCUGUGCUUCGGACGCCGCUACAGCCACAGUGACAGUGAGUUCCUGCGCCUGGUGGGGCGCAAUGAGCAGUUCAGCCAAGCCGUGGGUGCUGGCAGCUUGGUGGAUGUGCUGCCCUGGCUGCGCUGCUUCCCCAGCCCUGUGCGAGCUGCUUAUGCCGCCUUCCGCGAGCUCAACCAUGACUUCUAUGGCUUUGUGCGUGCCAAGUUUGUGCAGCACCAUGGCAGCCUCCGCCCAGGUGCUGCCCCCCGUGACAUGAUGGAUGCCUUUAUCCGCCUGCAGCAGGAGCAGCCCUGUCUGCCCCUUGAGCAUGUGCCUGCCACAGUCACUGACAUCUUCGGUGCCAGUCAGGACACACUCUCCACGGCCUUGCAGUGGCUCCUUCUCUUCCUUAUCAGGUAUCCAAAAGUGCAAGCUAAGAUGCGAGAAGAAAUAGAUAAGAUUGUUGGUAGAGAUCGCCUGCCCUCCGCUGAAGACCAGCCACACCUGCCCUACGUCAUGGCUUUCCUGUAUGAAUCUUUGCGUUUCAGCAGCUUUGUGCCGGUCACUAUUCCACAUGCUACCACAGCGGACACCUGCCUAAUGGGCUACCUCAUUCCCAAAGAUACAGUGAUAUUUGUUAAUCAGUGGUCAGUGAAUCAUGACCCAGCAAAGUGGUCCAACCCAGAGGACUUUGACCCAUCGAGAUUCCUGGAUGAGAGAGGAUUUCUCAACAAAGAUCUUACAAGCAGUGUGAUGAUUUUUUCAUUAGGUAAACGUCGGUGCAUUGGAGAGGAGUUAUCUAAGAUGCAACUCUUUCUCUUUACUUCCAUACUUGUGCACCAGUGCAAUUUUACUGCUAAUCCAAAUGAGGACCCUAAAAUGGAUUUCACUUAUGGAUUGACCAUUAAACCUAAGCCUUUUACAGUUAAUGUCACACUUAGGGACUCCCUAGAUUUGCUAGACAGUGCUGUUCAAAGACUGCAAACAGAGAAGACAGCCAGUGAAAAUCACCUCUCAGAAAAUUUCUGAACUUUGAAAUUUGAGUGUAUAAGGAUGUUCCUUCUUCUCUCUCUCUCUUUGGACAUAAAUUAAAUAAAUUAUAAUAUACUCUGGUGGGCUUUUUGGAAGAAAGCAAGCUGGAGGCACAGAAGGCACAAGAGUAGGGAGUAGCAGUAAGCAAGUUCUUUUUAUUUGUUUAUAUGAAUUUGUGAAAGAGAGAACCAAUGGACCCUUUAUAUGAAAUGAUGAAACAAGGGCAAGGACAGGAUUGGAAAGUACAUUGACUUGUCUGUGAAUGGGCAGGAAGAAAACAGUUAUUGUAGCAUGCUUUUCUUACUGCCUGUUUGGAGUAUCCUCACACACACAGUUUUGCACAAUCCAUUCUCUGUUUCUAUGAAACGCUCCAAGCCCCGAUUUUGCCUUCCCUGAUUCUACAGCCUAAAGUGACAUCUGUUGUAGAAAGAGAGGUGCCCAGAAUAUUAGAGCUCAAUUCUACAAGGGUACACUGCGGGGAACUGGUAUGUCCUGUAUUAUAACUACUGGGAUGUAUAUCUGUGCUUUGAUUUAAACAAAAGAACCUUCAAUUUUUUUUAAUUAAUUUGUAGUAAGAAGUCUUACCUUUAACAUUCCAAAGUGUUUACAAGUAUGACAAAAAAACUAGACUCAGUUAUAAGCACAAUAUUUUGAAAUGUAAUUCAUAUUUUGUCUGUAAACUACAUAUAUGAACAAAUGGAAUGUACUGCCACAUGGACUUUCAUUACAUCUUGAAAGAAAAAAAUAGUUUAUCACCAAAUGGCAGAUGCGCUAUAGAAUCCAUGAACAUAUUCAUAAAAAGAAAGAAAAGAUUCAAUCAAAAGAAAAUAGCAAUUGUUUUUAACUAGGAAAACUUACUAGUGGCCUUCCAUUAUGAACUUUGUUUUCUCAGUUAAAAGCUUAUGCCCCAUGUUUACCAACUCUUAGGCACAGGAGUGAUCCUUAAUCAUGAGUUGUCCAGUUGAAAUUUGUGUGGGUAAGGUUUUUCCUGUAAUGGGCUUUUGGGUUGGAACUUCUGUGCUACAAAGAUUGAAUAAUGUAUACAGUAUAGAUGGUUAUCCCAUAGUCUUUCUAUUAGCUUGAGUUAAAAUUACGCAUAUGAUGGUUCAUCAUGGAUUGAUGCACUACACUUUCAAAAAGGAUGUGAAACAAAAACUAAUGGGAAGCUGGGAUACAAACAGAUUGGGUCCAUUAAUUAUAACUCAAAAAUGUCUUUUGCUUUACUCCAGAAAACACGUUUAAAAAUAAUAAAUAGAUAAAGAGCCUUAUAAUAUCCUUCAGUUCAGAGUUUAUCUGAAAAAUAUUUACAGCUUUGUCCCUCUGUCCCGAUGUAUUCAUUAGGAAAUAAACGAUAUUCAUUAUAGACAUGGCACAAACCUAUUAUUUGUAAGUCUAUGACCUUGCAAAGUCCUGUGAAGUACAAACCACCCUCAGUUCCAAGUGAAAUCAUUGGGAGUUAAGGGCACUUGGCCUAUUACUUGACUGUUGUAUAGUCAGACCAUCUGGUAUCCAGAAAAAUAUGGGCCUGAUCCUAUAAAUAUUCAUAACCUGUUGAAAUCAAUGGGGCAAUUUGUCUGAAUAAGGACUGUUAGCAUGAAUAAGGAUUUGCAGGAUUGAUCCUUAACUUAUACAGAAAGUCCAUAGUAUGGCAAAAUUCACAUUGACACUUACAGGAGAAGGAUUAAGGCCUGAUCCUGACCCUUUUGAAACAGAUUGGAGCAUUGCCAUUGACUUCAAAGGGGGGCCAUGUCAGGGUCUACAGCAGGUCAGCAGUGUUUUUGGGCAGAGUACCCAAAAUACCAAAAACCUUGACUUGUAAGAUGUUGGUGUGCCAGGGGCGGGGGAACCACAAGGGGCCUUAUCCUUGUGGCAGCACAGCCCUGGCCCAUUCCCCACUAUCUGCCCUGAGGUGCGUGCCAAGCAAAAUGCUUUCGCAUGCCAUGUUCUGGCACCCGUGCCGGGGGUUGCCUACACCUAAAAGAACUCUUUGCUCUCCACAUGGUAAUAGCAAACUCAACUCUGCUAUCUCAUAUCUUUUUGGCUUUGCACAAGAGUGCAUCUUCAUGGAUUUCAAAACAACAGCAACAAUAAACAUUAAAUGGCCUUUUCAGUAUAACAGGGGUAUCCUCAGGUAUUGUAUGGAUGACAAAAUCUAUGAUAUCCCAGAACUUAGCCUAUACCUGUGAAAUGCUUUAUAACAUACUCUACAGUUUCAUAUUCAGAUCUACAUUAGAUCAGAUGCCAGCAACACAUUUUUUCUCUUCUACUUACAUAAAUAUCUCACGUAUUAAAAAAUAUAUAAACCACAACAGAAUAGCUGUGCUAACUCCCGGAUCAUUUUUUCUGUAUUUUAACAAAUAAAAUAACUUUUUGUAAUUUUGUAUGUUACCCAAAAGCUUUAAAGUACAUAAGUGGCUGCUAACAUGACUUUCAUUCAUACAGCUGAAAUUGAUGUUUAUGAACAGAUAAUAUGCAAUAUACUUUAUGGUCAAAUAUAUGCACUGUAAAAAAGUUGAAAUUCAUUAACAUUAAUUUAGAAUGUAUACAGUUCUUAAGCUAAUAUUUGUGGACAUGUUUAAGAUGGAUGACUGUAUUACCAAAUUAUUAAAUAUAAAUCAUACUGCACCUGCA
This is a messenger RNA of Gavialis gangeticus (Gharial), 4237 nucleotides long. Its product is annotated as cytochrome P450 1B1. Gene Ontology annotation, molecular function: steroid 17-alpha-monooxygenase activity; heme binding; iron ion binding. Gene Ontology annotation, biological process: progesterone metabolic process; hormone biosynthetic process. Lineage: Eukaryota; Metazoa; Chordata; Crocodylia; Gavialidae. The transcript is spliced from 2 exons. The record is from RefSeq and is a predicted model, not a curated record. Bases 2 to 1603 code for a protein of 533 amino acids.